This is a messenger RNA of Trichechus manatus latirostris (Florida manatee), 7578 nucleotides long. RefSeq names its product mitotic arrest deficient 2 like 1 (gene MAD2L1). NCBI's taxonomy places the organism in Eukaryota, Metazoa, Chordata, Mammalia, Sirenia, Trichechidae. Gene Ontology annotation, cellular component: kinetochore; nucleoplasm; cytoplasm. Gene Ontology annotation, biological process: mitotic spindle assembly checkpoint signaling. The transcript has 3 exons. Bases 4914 to 5327 code for a protein of 137 amino acids. The record is from RefSeq and is a predicted model, not a curated record.
GUUCUGUCGUACAUAGGGUCACUAUGAGUCUGAACCGACUGGAGGGCACCUAACAGCAGUGGCAUCAGGCCCUAGAAGACUGUGGCUUGGCUGCCGAGCACGCAGUUGCGACCAUCCAUCCACUAGGGGGCAACACGCCAAGUACGGAGAUUACUGGGGCCACUUCAGGCGCAGCUGGUAGGCAGUUCACAGCAGUUUGAAAAUAUCUUUAACAUUCAAAAAAUUGUGCUCCUUGCUUGCACAGUCCACAGGCCUAGAAAGUGGCCACAAAAAUCGGGAUAGCCUGUCUUCUCUACUCUGCCCCAUCUAGUCGAUCAGGAGCAAAACCUAUCUCCCAAAGAGCUCUGACCUACCGGCGACGGAAACCUGAGUAACGAGUCCACGUCUACCGACCGCGCCUGCGCAAAAACGCAGCUUCGGCGGGGGCGCGGGAGAAUGGAGAGGAAGGGCAGGACGCCGCUCGUGGGGCGAGACCAAGAGACUCGUGGCACCUACGCAAAGGACGACGGCGGGCUGCGUUGUCACUUUUGAAACGAAUGGGGGCAACUGCUGCAAGAGCCGCGGAGGCCGCUGUUUACCCGAUGAAAGCGCGCGCCUUCGUCUGUGGGCCCAGCCAUGGCGCUGCAGCUCACCCGGGAGCAGGGCAUUAUCCUCCACGGGAGCGCCGAAAUCGUGGCCGAGUUCUUCUAUAAGUCAUCCUCGCGCAGGGCAGAGUUGGGGAGAGCUGAGCCCAGGCCGUCCCGUAGGCCCGCAGCUCCGCUUCCGAGGCUAGGAGCCGUGAUGGCUCAGAGCGGCCCUGCACCAAGCCUUAGCAGUCCCGCGCCGUCUGCCCGACCCGAGGAGUCAGCGGAGAGUCGGAUGCCGGCGCCUAGCUCCGGCAGCGUUGCUGAUGGGGGAGGAGAAGGCCUCAGUGCUGCGGGGGCCCGCUUCGCGGUGUAGCGGCUUCACCUGGAGCUUGUCUUUAGUGUGAAUCCUCACCCCCUUGCAACUUGGUGCUAGUUGGGUGGGACCCUGUGUGUAUUUUUACCCAGCCUCUGCCCCCCCGUUGAUUCAGAGGCAGGCCACAAUUCAUCAGGCUUUGUUUGGAUAGAAUUGUUCCCGACCAGGCCAGCUGUAUCCACAACCUCUAAUAGAGCCUGGCAGGACACUAGGGGAGAAAAGGAGGAAGAGAAGCUUGUCUGGAGCAGUUGACCAAUCAGUCCAAGCCUGUUUCCAUACCUUCUAACCAUGUAAUCUGAAUUUGGCCUAGGAUUACAAUGAGAUGAAAUAUGGCAGUGGUAGGGUAAUGCGUUUUGGCAUUUAAUUUUCUUUUAUUGCCACGCGAAUGCCUAUAUUGCUUUCUUUUACCUAGAAGCAAGAUUUUAUGGAUAUUUAAUGCCACUUUGUACACACCUACUCUGCCUUCAGUAAGACAAGCCAACUCGUGUUUAGGCAUUUAUAAAGUUUGAGUAUUAAUGAAACUAUAGCCACAUCUAAAUAUAUUUUAUUUUCUGUAGUUGCAAAUGAUAAUGACUUUUUAACGUUUCUUUUGCUUUCAGCAUUUGGUAUUAACAGCAUUUUAUAUCAGCGUGGCAUAUGUCCAUCUGAAACCUUUACUCGAGUGCAAAAAUAUGGACUCACCUUGCUUGUGACUACCGAUCCUGAACUUAUUAACCACCUAAAUAAUAUGGUGGAACAACUAAAAGAUAUUUAAUAAUUGAAAGCAGUUUGAGUUUUGCAGCGUUUCUUGGAUCCACAUUUUCUGUCAUAGCUUCCUGUAUAGAAGUGUGAAACACACUGCCUUCUCAAAUAUAGUGAUUUUCAAUUGGGAGAAAGCAAAUAGUAUAUAAAUUGAGAGAAAUCCUUUUCUCCAUCACAUUCCAAGUUGGCUGAGUAUUUUGAUGUUAGAAAUUUGAUAAGGGUUGAUAAAUGUCUCCAUCAACUCCCUUAGAAAUGGUUUUUGCAGUAGUUUGAAAGUUCGUGUAACCAAAUGGAACAAGUUAGAACUUAACAUAAUUAUAAUAAUAUUCAUUAUCUGUUUGAGAAAAUAUCCACUAUAAAUUCUUAACCUGAUGCUCUCUGUAGCCACUAGGAUUUUAAAGUCAUUGUUAGAGAAACAGCAAGGAAAAUAAAAUUGUAUUAAACCUGGAGACUAAACUUAAAAAAAAAGAAUACUAAGUAACAGAACAUUCAGUAGAGUUUUCUUAUUUUUUCACCUGUUUCCCUUUUUCUUUUUAAUUUGCCUGUGUCUCAGUUUUUUUACCUGAACACUCAAUUUUUUCUUUAGUUCAGGAAGUUGCUGUAUUACCUGUUGUACCAAUACUUGUUCUCCAUUUCUUUUUUUUUCCUUCUAGAAUUUCUGAUAGUUUCCCUUUCAUGUUUUUCUCAAUUUGUUUCUCCCCAUUUGUUCUUCCAAAAGACUAGUUUGGUUUUUAACAGUGGCCAUUCUUUUCCUUUUGAAUUUUUAAAUUCAGAAAUCUUUCUUUUAAUUGUUGUUUCAGAACUUUUUCAUGUUCAAUUGUAGCUUCAUUUUUUAAAUUACAGUUUUGAUUGUAUUUUUAUUACUUUUUCUGUUUUAAUAUGCCUUUCUGGUAAUAGCUAUCUGAACUUUUUGUUAACUUGAUAUCUCUUUUCAAGUUCCGUUAUCCUCUAGAUAAGCUAGUAACAUUUCCCUACCGUUAACAUCUACAUGAGUAGAAUCCCUUGAUACUUCUGCAGGUCAGCAAGGUACGAUCUCAAGCAGUGGUGAAAAGACAAGCAAAGGAAGAUAGGAUUUAUUCUGUAGUACAGAAUUUCUCAACCUCAAAGAAGAUAUGCUUUAUUAGAUCAGUGCUAGCAGAAUAGCAAGAUGAGACCGCUGUUGGUGGUGUGGGGAUAGACUUUAGUCUCAGGUGCAAGCAGGAAGCACAUCAUUAGGAGUAGCCUACCUGUCCCAAGGUUGCAUCCAAAGUUGAGGGUCAGGGCUAAGUCUCUGUUAGUCAUUCAUAAGGCUACAUGCAGGUCAGUUGGCCUAUAACCUCUAUAGAUCUGUGUCUAUAGAUGUGUGUCUUCAUCUUAAUUUGAUGGAGAAGCAAGCUUUGCCUAAGGCACUGCUGGUUUAUUGGAUUAUCUCUUUUGAGAACACAAAUGACAUUCCACCUCAGAUGUACUUAGAUUUUCCUAUUUAACUUCUUGUUCCCUCUUUUAUUUUGGUUAAAUUGGAGGAAUUGUUCCUAGAGGCAAAUUGUUUAUCUAUUUUGAAUCCCAUUGCCUUUAGCAUUCUCAAGGACUUUACCCUGUUUCUUGUCAUAUUUUCUACUUCUGUUUUGAUUGGGAUUCUUCCCAUUGGCAUCAUCUCUCUCCAAUUUUAAAAGAAGAAAAAUUACUGCCUACGCUAAGUCUCAUUCAGAUUACCACCCAUUCUCCUUUUCAGAGCUUAACCUUUGAUGGAAAGUUGUUGAUGUAUGCCAGGGUCCAGUGGGUGGUCUGUUUUUGUACUAUCUGCAAACAGAACAGAGACCUAGGUCGCCCACAAAAUCUAAAAUAUUUACUGAAUAUUACUGAAUUAUUUUCUGUCUCUUUACAGAAAACUUUGCUGAUUCGUGUAUAUACUGUAUCAGUUUUCAGGAUAACCUCAGAGCUCAAUCUUGAGGCCUUCCUCUCACUUUAUAAUCUCUCUAGAUGAUCUCUGACAUGUACAUAGCUUCUGUUAACCUUCCUGUAGUUGCCUCUUUAUAUCUAACCCAAAUCUCUCCUAACUCCAAACCUAUAUAUCCAAAGGCUUCUUUACACGAUUAUCCCAAAGAUACUUAGACUCAUCAUAUUAAAAACUAAAUUUAAGAUUGUCUCCAAAAUUGCUCCACUUUCAAUUCUCUUUCCUAGCAGUGAAUGGCUUAACCAUCCAACCAGUGAUACAAACCAGAAACUUGGGAGCUAUUACUGACUUGUUCCUCUUCCUUAACCCCAUAGCUAAUCCAGUAAGUUUUGAUAAUUUUCACCAUGAAAUCUCUUGAAUCUGUCUGCUUCUCCACUUCUAUCAAUAUAUCCUCAUACAUGCUUUCAUUAUCUCAUCUUGCUUAAACUAAGUGAAGGAACUAGUGUCUGAAAACCAAACCCAUUGCCAUCUAGUCGAUUCCAACUCAUAGCGACCCUAUAGGACGGGGUAGAGCUGCACCACAGGGUUUCCAAGGAUCAGCUGGUGGAUUCAAACUGCCACCCUUUUGUUAAGCAACCUUUUGGUAAGGGAUCUAUAGAGACUAGCAUCUAGAUCCCCUCUUAGUCUAGAUCCCCUCUAAUCCAUUUUCAGAAUGAUAGUUUUGAAAUGUAAAUCUAAUUAUAUCAUGUCCUUCUUCAAACACAGAAAUGACUUCCCUGGUUCUUGAAGUAUAAUUUCUUCAUUUGGCCCACGUGGCCUUGCAUGGUCUGGCCAAACUUACCUUGUGCAUUCUUGCUGUCUUCAGUGCAGUUGUACUGGCAUUCUUUCGGUCCUCUGGUCACGUGUUGUUCCCCUUGAGUAUUUAAGGCCUGUACCUUUUUCCCUCUCCUUUUGCAUAUUUAAAACUGUUUAAUCCUCAGAGCUAAGCUUAAGCCUUCCCUGACCUCCCUGAGUGAGUCAGUUGUUACUAUUUAAAUGCUCUGUGUUGUACCAUUUAUGCUUCAUAGCAGUCAUCACAGUUGUAAUUUCACAUUUGUUGGUGUGAUGAUUAGCUCAGUGCUUGUCUCCUAUACUCUUACCUUGGAUGAGCAUGAAAAUAUCUCAUGCUCACUGUAUCCUCAGCAGCCAAUACUAUACUUGCUAGAAAUACUGAGAAUUUGAAAACAGGAGCUAGAUAUUUAUGGGACAAAUUUUCUGAGGGGGGAGGGGGUGCAACAUUCCAGUGGUAGAAGUUUGCUGAGGAUAGGAAGAGAGUCCUGAGAAGGUAAGGGUUGAUUUGCAAUGCCUUGGACCAAAAAAGAUGCCUUGUUAUGUGUUGCAGAUUGGUUACACAAAUGUUCAGAAACUGGUGGUAGUCAUCUCAGAUAUUGAAAGUGGUGAGGUCCUUGAAAGAUGGCAAUUUGAUAUUGAGUGUGACAAGACUGCAAAAGAUGACAGUGCACCCAGAGAAAAGUCUCAGAAAGCUAUCCAAGAUGAAAUCCGUUCAGUGAUCAGACAGAUCACAGCUACAGUAACAUUUCUGCCACUAUUGGAAGUUUCUUGUUCAUUUGAUCUACUGAUUUAUACAGACGAAGAUUUGGUUGUACCUGAAAAAUGGGAAGAAUCAGGACCACAGUUCAUUACCAAUUCUGAGGAAGUCCGUCUUUGUUCAUUCACUACUACUAUCCACAAAGUAAAUAGCAUGGUGGCCUACAAAAUUCCUGUCAAUGACUGAGGGAUGAGCUGAGAAAAAUAGUAUACUUGAAAUUCUCAAUGUGUUUUCCUGAAAUGAAGUCAACUAUAAGUUGAUAUGUUUUAUUUCACUGGUUAAUUUUUAGAUGUGGAAAACAACAUUAUACUCUACUGAACUGUGCAUAAUCCAUUUUGUGUACCUGCUUAAUGUUCCAUGGAGUUGACAUCAUGAAUUAGAGGAGAUGAUGGUAUUAUCCCCUUGUUAAUACAGUCAGCUAAAUAGAUUAGCACAGAAGAAUACUGCACAGCGUUCAAAAGGAAGCCGGCAGAUUUCGUCAACAUUGUAAUGUCAGUUCCUUUGAAGGUGGCAACUGUAGUUGGCAAAACUAUUACUACAAAGCUAAAUACCUUCCUAAAUCAGGUAUUUUGGUCAAGUAGCUUGAGUCAGAAUAGAGGUAGGGUGAUAAUGUAAAUUACAGCAAAAGAAGUUUGAAUAUUUAGAAUUUUUGUUUAGAUCCUGAAAAUAACUAAUAUAAUCCGUAAGUAAGGAAAUAUUGAGGUCCUUCCUCCAUUUAUUUAGAUGUAUAGUUCCCAUGUUGAAAAAACUGCCAAUUAUUUGAUUUUAAUUUAUACAAUUUGUACCUAUGAAGGAUGAAUUUCCUUUGAUAGAGAACUCUUUGAAAAUCUCUUUUUAUGUUUGAGAAAGUGAAGAUUUAAAUGACAAUGGUGAAGUUAAAUGUGUAUGUUUUAAAUCUGUCUUCAAAGACUUUGAUACUGGUGUUAAAUGGUAGCUAGAAUGGUUCAGUAUAGCAAAUGAUUUUUUUCUGUUAACUAGGGUGUAGGUCCAAAGCAUACAAAGAUGAGUAAAUCUUGAAGUACUUUCAGUUUACUGGGCUUUGAUUACACUGCUUUAAUCUCAUAACAAUUGAUUUAAAAUAAGCCCCGGUUGUUUGUAUAAAAAGAGAAAUGUCAUUUGGAAUUAGUUCAGUUUAGCAAAUGUUGGAUGGUAGUACCUUUAGGAGUCCAUGGGUGGCACAAAUGGUUACAUGCAGGACCACUAACCAAAAGGUUGGUGGUUCAAACUCACCUAGAGGCAACUUGGAAGUUAGGCCUGGCAAUCUUCUUUCAAAAUUUCACAGCCUUGAAAACUAUGAAGCAGUUCUACUCUGUACACAGUUGUUGCCAUGAGGUAAAAUUAACUUGACAGCAACUAACAAUAACCACGAAGUACCUUUCUAUACUCUUAGCCUUACCUUCUUGCCUUAUGUGUAAGGUUUCUCACUGUAUCCUUUAUGUGGCCUUUUCUUAUUGUCAGCUUAGUUUUCUUUGUAUACUUACACAGCUUGCUUAUUCCUGUGCUUGUAUUAUUAUUGUCAUCAGAUGUGUUCCUUCUAUCCAGUUCCCACCUGUUUUUCCAAGAUCAGCUUGAAGCAAAUUUCCAAGAAGUCUUUCAUAAUCUCUGUUCUAAAUCUCAUCUCAUUUUGUAAUAAUUAAAUUAAGUAGCUAUGAAGUGUUAGACACUGUUCUAAGCUCUUUAUAUGUAUUAACUCAUUUAACUUUCACUGUUACGUGAAUACACAGUCUGUAUCCAUUUAUUCAACAGUUACAUAUUGAGCGUCUGUUAAUGUGCAAAAAUACUGUGUGCAAGUGCCAGGAUGAAUGAAACAAUGUCCUGGACUUUCUGAAGCUAAAAAUCUUAUGAGGGAAAGGAAAAUACAUUGCAGAGGACUGUAAAGUAACCACACAUGUUCAUUUAAUUAUGUAUUUCUUUGUCUUCAUUAGUUCACCUGAUGAAUCAUAUCUCCUGGAUCCAGUUGUGUACUUGUUAAGAAUAAAGAGCAUUGUCUUAAACAUUCUUUCAUCUCAGUGCUUGGGAAGUAGGUGCCAAUAUUUGAUGAUGGCUACAGCGAAUGCUGCUUAGAGAGCCCAUCACCUAAGGAGUUGUUGAAGCUACCUAAAUGAGGUCCAGGUGACUAGAAAGGGUCAUCCACAAGUCUUUUCCUAAAUAAGAAAAGUAUUAAUGCAGAAAUGGAAGUGAUGUUGAAUUAGGCAUAAUCAAAAGUCUCUAGGUUUCCAAACAACAUUAGGUGUAAUAUGAAGUGGACAGUAUUAAGAUUAAAACAUUCGUUUCUUAGACUGUUCAUAACCUCUAACAUUUGAAAUACAGGUUGAGAAGAAAAGCAGUAAUAGAGCAUUGGAAUAAAUAAGGAGAGGAAAAUUCUGGUCCUGUUUUUUGGAAAUAUGUUUGAAAAUCUUUAUAGAAAGCAAUAACUGCUUAGCCUUCAAGAAACGUU